Zerene cesonia (dogface butterfly) is the source of this 1677-nucleotide messenger RNA. RefSeq names its product adenylate kinase 8. Gene Ontology annotation, cellular component: cytoplasm. Gene Ontology annotation, molecular function: AMP kinase activity; ATP binding. NCBI's taxonomy places the organism in Eukaryota, Metazoa, Arthropoda, Insecta, Lepidoptera, Pieridae. The record is from RefSeq and is a predicted model, not a curated record. Gene Ontology annotation, biological process: nucleobase-containing compound metabolic process. The transcript is spliced from 12 exons. The coding region runs from base 4 to 1371 and encodes 455 amino acids.
AGAAUGACUGAAACGGAUGCUACAAGGAGACCUCUUCAAAUGCCUGAGACUUUUCUGCCGUACCUUGAAAAACAUAGAAUAUACAAAUUAUUCAAAGAUAUGGUCCGAGAUUUGGUGAUACAUUUACCAAAAGAUCAUUUGAAACACAUGAAAAUAUUUGUGGGACGUCAUUUACACAGCACUACAGAUGUCGACAGGGUCAUAUUUCUGGUUUCUCCGGAACUUAAAAUAGACAUAAACAGACUCGUUCGAGAAAUGUUAAAAGACUUAGGUAUAAUUGUAAUCAGUCGCCGAUGCGUAAUGGAUCGCUACGAAAAGCAUGAUAACUACGUGCCUGGAUGUAUUUCACCAGAGCUGAUGUCGGAAGUUACGAAAACUCUGACUUUGAAAGACCCCGUGCCGCAGUCUGGAUGGCUCAUGUUUGACCACCCGUGCACUGUCCGCGAAGCGCAGUGCCUUCAGCAAGAUGGCGUAUUGCCGACUGUCACGUUACUGCUGACGCCACCACCGCCAGUGGCACCCCCCACUGUGGACCCCUGGACCCCAGCGCGGUCCUUCUUCCAGCAGGAUUUUGAGGGAUUGAAGUUUGUGUACAAGUCUACGUUGAAGGAAGUGUAUAUUGAACAAGACGAUGAUCACGAGAAGUGCGCGAUGAAAUGCUUCAACGCGAUCCGGGCGUGCGCAUCCGGCGCGCAGGGCCCCGGGCAGGGCGUGCACGCCAGCGGGGCCCCGGGAGUGUACCGCGUGCUGCUGAUCGGGCCUCGAGGCUCCGGCAGGCGCACGCAGGCUAUGGCUGCCGCUAAACAGUUUGAUUUGGUUUAUUUGGAGUUCGGGAUGCUCUUCAGCGAGGCUAAAAUGAAGAACGACGAUAUCGGGAAGAAACUCCGCAGUAUCGGAUGUAGUGUACAGAUGAGAGCUGAUAUUGUCCGACGACGUAUCGCCAUGAAGGAUUGCAUUGACCACGGUUGGAUUCUCACCGGUUAUCCGGCGUCUGGUGUUGAUUUCGAGUUGCUUGACAUGAUGCCUACUCCGCCUAAUCGCGUGAUAUUUCUCAACGUGGAUUGGAACACUUGCAAAUCUCGAGCGACAGCGCGCGGUGUGGACUGGUGUACAGGUCAAGAGCAACCCUUAGGCACGGGUCCCAGAGUGCUGCCCCGACCUGCUGACGCAGAACAGCUUGAUGCUGAGUUAGAUACGUUUUUCACUGAAUCUCUGGCUGAACUGAGGGCUGCGGCUGGUAUAACUGCUGUAGAAGUGGAUGGGAAUGAACAGAUCGAUCAAGUCCAAGUGAGGAUUCAGGCAGCGAUAAUGGCGUCGCCAUCUUUUAAUAUAGAAUAUUGCUCUCAAUUACGAAACGUUUGUGGUGAUUAACAAAAGUAUAUACUACUACUUUAUUUAGUUUUAAAAUUGUUGGAAACUUGGAAAAAAAUAAAAGAAAUGAAUUCUUCAUAGAAAAAAUGUUUUAUUAUGUACUCCUUCGUACUUCUUUAUAUUAUUUCUACAUAAUUAUUCUGCUAAUUAAGAACUAACAAUUCAGCAGUCUCAAAAACAAUUACAUAUACGAUAAAGAACACUGAGGCAGUCUCGACAGCGAGACCAGCAGAUGUAUACAGGAAACGCCUCUCAUAGAGUACAGAUUCUUCGCAAUUAACUCUAUUGCUCUAUUAAAAUUAAAAA